Molecule: messenger RNA, 14737 nt
Organism: Lymnaea stagnalis (great pond snail)
Lineage: Eukaryota; Metazoa; Mollusca; Gastropoda; Lymnaeidae
Source: the annotation of a GenBank genome assembly
UAAAUAUUUGUACCAGUUCUUAUUUUCUGAUGUAAUUUUUUAAAGGAAAUUUGUUUACUUCCGCUCCAUACAAAAUGGCGACCAAAACACGCAUGUCAAAAAAAUCGAAAGUGCAACUCCAAGAAGUGUUAACAGAUACAGAGUAAAUUAUUCUUUGUCAAUAUAAAGUUGUGAAUAUGAUAUUUCAUAAUCAUUAAUUGCUGAUUUUUUAUUAAUUUUGAUUGAUUAUCACCAAAUUGUUUUUUCUUUUAAAUUUGUUUCCCACUCAGUAACGGACAUUCAAUUCUUUUUCAUUCUUCCUAUAUUUUGCUAUAAUAGACCGUGAUGUCCAUACAAUGUAGGCCCAUUUAAUGCGGUCUGUGCCAGUCACGUUUGAAGGUUAAAAUCCGUAAUUUGGGGUGGAGCUGCAGGGAGGAUGGUAGGGUAAGCCUGGUUAAGUGGUGGAGUUUAAAAAAAGUUUAAUUAUUGGGUUAACAGUAGACUGAGUAGUAUGCAUUUGGAGUUUGGUCAAGAGUUGUCUCACCCUAAGCGCACUGAUGUAGCUUUGGGUAGGGACCUCGGUAUCAACCGGAAAUACCCGAUAAACGGGUAUCGUAUUUUCGUUGUCAUAAUGGCGACCUCUACUUUUUAAUUUACCGGUAUUGAGGGUAUCGUUGUUUCGCGUUUUAUAAUCGAUUUUUAGGCUAUGUAAUUUGUCAUCAUGGCCACCGUGCUUGUCUGCUUAUUUCCAAUUAUCGAUAGCAGCCAUGGGAUAAUUAAUAAUUCAUUAAGUUGGUUAUUCAGAGUGUAAACGGGAAAUAUAACUAAUAAUAAAUCAUUUUAUAAAAAUAAAAAAUGUUUUAUAACAUAAAUAAUUAUUAUUGGCUUAUUGAAUAUCAGUGAUUUUAAUUUUUGGGUUGGUUGCCAUGGACCUGGCUGACACUGACAUGGGAUUGAUAAGCUUUUGUCUUUGACUUAGAUAGGGAUAGGCUUAGUAAAAGUAUUAUAAUAGUAAUUACACUAUUAUAAAUGAUUUAAUAAGGAGUGGGAUAAAUAGCUUUUAUUACAACUAAUAUAUUUAUCAUUUAUAUUAGUUUAUAUAUUUAUAGAUAAAUAUUUAUUUUUAUAUACAUAUAUAUAUAAUGACCAUAGGCUAAAGGCAGGCCUUGUAUACAUAUAGUAUAAUACAAUACUAUAUCAGGGUUAAGGCCUAGACGCAACCCAACUAAUUUGUAGGGCCUAUUAUAAUAAAUUAUAUUUAAUAAUAUUUUAGGAUAUGUAAUAAAAUUUUAAUGAAAAUUGUGAUUCUUACAAACUAAGUAAAACAUUUUAAAAUAUUCACUUACCUUUGGUAUUGCAAUAUCCUAUAUUUAAUCACAUAUCACAAUAUUCCAAAAGAGAAUUAUUAUAUAAUCCAAAGAAAAAAACACACUUUCUGGCACUACAAUCCAAGAACUACUUAAGAUAUUAUUACUAAAGAACAAUCAUAAAAACCUGUACUUACCUCUAGUAAAUAACUAGAACUUAUUUUAUUAACAGCUAAAGUCAAAGUUGAUUCUAACAAUACAUGUUGAUUUGUAAAACAAGAUUACAAACUUAAAAUAAAUGACAUGCUGAUUGUUUUGUUAUACUCUUAGGAAUAAUAUAAUAUAUAGUAUACAUAUUAGAAAAUGGUAAAAUAAAAAGUGUAAUUGUCAAUUUUAAAUAAAUAAAACAAAUAAUCCCUUUAUUAUUUGUUUAUGCUUAUAAAUGCUAAACAAUUCCACAGAAAAUGUGCAAUUAAUAUCUAAAGAAUAUUAUUAUUAUUAUGAUUUUUGGUUAAUUAAAAACAAAAUUAUAACCAAAUUGUAAUUAAUUAAUUACCAAUAAGUGAUGAGUCAGCAUUUUUAUACAUUUUUAAUAGGCAAAUAAUAAAGUUUUUUUUAAAAAAUAUUUGCGGCACAUUAACAAAAACUAACAUAUAUUUUGUGGCUUUAUUUAGAAGUACUCUUAUUUAACUAUGUUCCUGUAAAUAUUAUAUUUUUGUCUCAUUUUAUAAUAAAGUUAUAGGCAUUAAAAAAAAAGCAAAAUGAGGGUCACGAAAUGUUGAGGAAAAUCCCAUAGUAAAAAAGUGGUUUUGAGGUCCUUACUAAAAAAAUUCAUAACUUUUGAACCACUUGAGCUAGAAAGUUGACCUUCGUGUUUUUGUAAUCUAUUCUCCAGGCUCUAUACAGCUGUAGUAUUUUUAUAUUUUUAAAAAUGUUUUGAAAUUUUCAUCAAAGUGGCUACUUUGGGGAAUCCCAACACUGGACUUUGAGUGAAGAGACCAGUUUUAGUCAAUACUUGACUUCAAGUCAUAAACUAAAUCGAUACGGUUAAUAUAAAGCAUAUUAAAAUGAAAUUUUCUUUUAAUUUUGAUUAAAAUUCAACUCACACGUUUCAAAAGAUAGGAAAAUGGCACCACAUCAUUGUCCUAAUACCCUAAGAAACAAAUGAUCUUCUGGGGACCCCACUUUUUUAAAUACCAAAAUAAGAAACAAAGAAAUCAUCAAUGGAGGGGAGAUCCCUCCCCCACUUAUCUUGCGCUAUAGAUGGAAGAUGACCCGGGUGAACCUCUGUUACUUAUAUACCGAUACUGUGGAACACAUCGCCUCAAAGUCAACUAAACUAUUUACAAGACAUUGGGGGCUUAGAGGUUUGGGUGGAGCCUUUUGAACUCUCUGUGCCAAGAAGGAGAAGACAGAGUUCUUUUAGCAAGCUCAGCAUUUACUUUGCAAAAAAAUGCUACAAAAUAAACUAAUGAUAAUGAAAUGACUUCACAAAAAUAAAACUAUAUUAUAUAUUCUUGAAGGCAAUGUAGGAAAUUAAAUUACGAAUAAUGAAUUUAUUUUUAAAAAAUUAGUGACUUAUAUAUUGCCCUGGAAUAUCUGAAAAUGGGGUAUCCUAAUUUCUUUGUCAAAAUGACGACCUCUACUUUUUAAUUUACAGAGGUUAUCAUUGCUUGGCCUAAUAUUAAAUUUCUCAUCUGCUAAUUGCUUCAAGUUAAAGACGACAUCUUGCUUGUUAAAUUGAGAAUUUAUUUGAAGUUUUUUCAAAGUUUUGAAAAUUGAAUUUAAAUAAAUGUAAACUUUACUAAGCAACAACUUUAAAAAAAAAUAAAAAAUAGUCAAUUAUAAAAAAAACGGCUUAUGUCUGUUGGGCAUUCCCCUUUGAGUUUCUGUGUAGGAUUCUCUCCCUUUUGUUUAUUCUUGGAUUGUUACUAGAGUUAACCUUUCUUGUUUUUAAUAAUAAUGUGUCGUGUAAUAUUGUAAGUUAAUAUUUCAUUGGGUGGUUAAUUAUUAUAUUUAAAACGAGGCUAAAGUUUUAUGGCAUCUUGGAAUAGGUAUUGAUUUUUCUGAGAACUUUUGGAUUUUAUUUUUGGUGGAACUUCUAAUAAGUGUGUAAAAGUGUAUUUUAUGGAACUAUAAGUUUGGGGAGGGUUUUCAUUAUUUAAAAAAUAUUCUGUAUUGAUUUUCAUAAUUUUUACACUUUUUUAACCACAUGUUUUAGUUGAGGGAAGGUAGCAAACAGGUCGUUGACACUUCUUGCAGCAUAUCUAGAGGGAUACAAUAAAGUUGCUUUGUCCAACAUUUACCUGGUUUUUAAAAAAAAUGCUUCUAAAACUUAUUACGUCAUUUAAUUUUAUAAUUAAUUAACAAAUCCGAAUUUCCUAUGUGCAGACUGAAGCCAGUGGUCAAAACAAAAAUCAAUGCGGUCACUUUUUUAGGUUAUGUAAUUUUUCAUCAUGGCGACAAAUUGUUGUCUGCAUAUUACCUUUUAAAGCGAUAGCAGCCGUGGGGUAGUUAAUAAUUUAUUAAAUUGUUUAUUCAGACUAUAAUCUGGAAAUAUAACAUAAAUACUUAUUUUGGCUUAUCAAAUAUGUCACCACAAUUAAAUAUUUCAAAAAAUAUUAGGCAAAUAAACUUCUACUACUAAUUACUUAUAAGUCUAACACAGCUGUUCUCAACCUGUGGGUCUCGACCCCUUUGGGGGUUGAAUGACCCUUAUACAGGAGUACCGGGUAGCUCAAGACCAUAGGAAAACACAUAUCUAUGAAGUAUCAAUGAAAAUAAUUUUAUGGUUGAGGGUCACCACAUGAGGAACUGUAUUUAAGAGUCGCUGCAUUAGGAAGGUUAAAAACCACUGGUCUAACACAUUCUUUUCCAAUGGUGUCUUCAAAAGAAAAUUGCUAACACAACACAAUAAUUCAAAGAAUUCCACACCAUGUUUACAAAUGUUCCACAGGUGAAUUAUAAUAAGUGUCACAUCUUUCAAAUGAAUAUCAACAACUUAUGAAUUAUGUCAAAAAAAUUUAUAUCCUUUAGUUGUAGCCUACUUAUUCAGUGUAAGUCAAUGUUAAUAGCUAAAAUGACUGCAAACAAUAUCAAAAUUUUGCUUUAACUUAAUGAGUCAAAAAUAAGGAUAAAUUAUGCAGCAUUGAAAUUUUGUGAGUAGUGCUUGCUCCUUGAUUUUAAGGGUGACUGAAUCUCUGAUAUAAUUGUAUAAUUACAAAUAAAUGCUUGCUUUUUUAAUCAAUAAGUUGCAACACCACAUGAAAUUUGAGGUUUGUAACUUUAAUACUGGGUAUUUAAUAAGUUAUUAUUAUUUUUUCACUCUAAAUAAGCAAAUUUUAUUGAAUUUAUAUGGAAAAAAUAGCAUGUUACAUUUAAAAUAAUUAUUUAAAUAAGAAAAUGAUAUUCUAAAGCGUAUUUUAUACUUUCAUUUAUUAGUAUAUAAAGAAUGAGCUAUAAAACUUUCGAGUGACCGGGAUUGAAUGGUUAUAAAGCAGAGAAGCAACCUGAUUAGCUGGAAUCUCCCAGCUAAUCUCCAGGCUUGUAGUAUUGGGGCUAUAAAUCGACUCUUAGUCUUUUUUGCCAUUUCACUCUUGGGCCGAUGUAUGGGCCCGGUCAUCUCAAGAGGGUAACUAUAGUUAAAUUAAGUGAACUUCCAAUAAUUUCUUCUAAUUUAAGCUAAUAAUGAUAAGUAGGCUUAAAAUAAAAAUGAAACAUUCACAUACUGGUAUUAACAAAAAAAGGAUCAAGCCUAAACAUUGUCCUAGGCCUAAAGUCUUCUAACAAUUUUCAUAAAUGACUAGGGUCAAAAGCAUCUGGAAAUUUUGUUUAAAUCAUUUGAGAUAAGGUAGGCCUACUUCAGUAAAAAAGAAAAUUAUAAAAAUAUUACAGUUGUGUAGUGCAAACUUUAAAAAAAAGCAAAAAAAAACCAACGAAACCCGAAUCAACUUUCUAGCUUUAGUACUUUUUGAGCAAUGAAUUUUCAAAGAGCAAGUUGUUUUUAAUUUUAAUACUAUGGAUUGCACGACCACCUUUUGUGAUCCAAUUCAACAAAUCGCAUCAUGCGAAAUAACUCUAGUUUAAAUGAUAAUUUUAUACGACUUUUAUUUUUGGGAUUAAUGCUAUUGCAGUGGUUCUUAACCUGGGUUCGAUCGAACCCCAGAGGUUCGGUGAGCCGUAGUUCGGCGGAGGUCCAACACAAAAUAAGAAAAAAAAAUCAUAUUUUAUUUUACCUAUUAAGAAUGGUUCGGUGAAUGGGCAUAUGAAACUGGUGGGUUUCUGUUCCUCCAAAAAGGUUAAGAACAACUGUGCUAUUGCUAUAGUAAAAGUUAUAAUUUUAAAAUGUUAUUUCAGCAUUAUUUAUACUACAAUUAUAAAUAAAUUUUAAAUCGAAGGCGUCUUUUAUUAUAUGAUAUAUAUUGUCUACAUGAGGCGUCCCCUUAAAAAAUACUGGUUAGGGACUACUUAUUUUAAACUCUUGCACAUGAAUAAUUAUUUCCCUGACCAAUAGUCCAAUAAUAUCGGUUAACAACACCAAAAUAACAUAUUAACCCCUUAAUUAGCAACAUGAUUGUCCCAAAAUAUUUAUUUAAUUUAUAAUUGAAUUUCCAUGAUUAAACUAAUCAGGAUGCAGCAUCCAUUAUAAUAAUUUCAUAUUUUUGUAAAUCCUUCUGUCAUAAUUUUAUUUUUAACGUUUUAAAGAGGUUGAAAUCAAAUCCUUUGUUACCGGUACUAUCCUUUCUGAUAUCAAUCAUCAAUGAUUUAAGUUUAAAUAACUUUCUUCUCCAGAAAAAAAGGGAAGCCUAGUCUUUCGCCUCAUCUGAGCUCACUUAUGAUGCUUGGGACACAGCUUCUAAGUGUGGGAAGAUUCAAUGAAGAUCUCCCCUCAUUUAUCACAAGAGGUCUAGAUUCUGAGCAGAUUUGGCAGCAGCUGGAGCUCAGGAAUGAACAUAAACUUGCAUUUCCUAAAUGUACGAGGGACGUUGUGCGGAUUUCAACAAGAUCACAGCAAAAAAGCUUUAACAAGUUGGCAAAGAAAUCAGAUACAUCUCAGCAGAUAAACAAUAAUAAAGCUGAUAAUGGAGAAGAAAGUGGCCUCAGCAGUGGUUCAGAUAGCGGCGCAGAAGAUGAUCAUAUAUUAGAAUCAAUUAAAAAGCGCUUGACUGAAAAACCAUUGGAUAAAGAGGAUGAUGGAUUUAAUGAUACUGAUGAUAAUGAUGAACCAGAUGAAUUAGAUUUUGAUUUUGAUGUGGAUAAUGAAAUUGUUAAAGGACUUUCAAGUGAUGAGGAGGGGGCAGCAGACAUGAGCGCUAAGAAGAAACUUCCUAUUAAAAAUAAGAUAAAAAGGACCACCGUUGUAGAUGACAAAUUCUUUAAGUUGUCUGAUAUGGAACAGUUUUUAGAAGCAGAAGAUUUAAAGGAGGAGAGAAGAAUUAAAAAAGAAAGCAAAAGGAAUGAAGAUUCUGAUGAUGAGGCUGAGGAGUCAGAUGAUGAAGAGAUUGAUAUGUUUGCUGACGAGGAAUCUGAUGUAAGUCCAAUAAACUUAAAAUACUGAUACAUAUUCUGAUAUAUAAUAUAUAUACUGUGUAUAUAAAAAUAUUGGAAUUAGAAUCUCUUGUACUUAAAAAAUAAUAAAGAUAUUCUUUAAAUAUACAGAAAUAUGCGUUGGACUAUUUAAAAAAAAAAAGAAAAUGUAUACAUUACAUAUUAAAAAGGGGUGAGACAUUAGAUUUUUUAAUAUAGUUUAGGGGCGUAGUAACAGUGGGGGUCGGCAUAAAUAGACUUUUACAUGGAGGGUUACCAUCCUGUUGGUACUUUUAUUAAUGAUUUAUACAAACUUAAUAAAAUAUUUGUGUGUGGGAGAUAUGGGGCACUGGAAUUUUUGGCUUUUGCCCCACGCAGCACAAGUUGGGCCACAGUAUGGGUGGACGUAGUUUACACUAUAACUAUGGCAAUAUCUCAAAGGCCAAGUAUGUUUCAUGCCGUAAUGUAGACAGUUUUAAUGUAAUUAAAUAAUGUAUUUAACCUUAUUCACGCAAAACAUUUCAGGUAGGAGAAAGAUGUACAUUUUGUUGAGAGAGAAAAAUGAUAAUUAAUGAUUUCAGUAUUAUCUUUUGUCUCUCUUUCUUCUGAAUGAUUUCACUUCGUUACAGUCUUAAAUAAAUGUUUUGAAUGCAAUUUUCUAAUUUUCUUUUAUUUUACCAUGCAUAUUUGUUAUUGUGCACUACUUUUCUGCAGAUCCUUAUAUAAUCUAUAAUUUAGAAAGGAUACAUUUAUAAAAUGCAGUACUAAUGUGCAUGCAUUAAUGAAAAUGCAUUUAAAAUAUUUUAAAUGAAAUAAAAUUACAUUAGGGUUUUUUCAUACAAACAAAUAUUUCUUGGAGCUGUUAAAAAUCUGCCUUGGUCACUGGCAAAAACUGGAUCUAUGAGGCUUGAGAAUGUAGUAGUAAAGCUGCUAAUUAAUUUUUUAAAUAGAUUUAGACUUGUGUUAUUGUAAAUACGUUUUCAGUUUAUGAACCAUGAAAUAAUUUUUUACACCAUGACUCAAAAUUCUUUAAGUUAACAACUAUUUUUAUUCAUAUUUUUCGGUAGGAUGAAUUGGAUCCAAAAUAUAGGGAUUUUUUUGACCCACCAGAUGAUGAGGAAAAUGUACACGAAAAAAAGCAGUCAGGAGAGGAAAAAGAAAAUCUGUCCUCUAAUUCAGAGGAUGAUGAUGUGGAUUCUGAAGAUAAUGAAAGUGAUGAGCAAAAGGAAAAUAAGCCACACCAUAAAUUUGAGGAGUCUGAUGGUGAUGAUAGUGCUGAAGAUGAUGAAGAGGAUGAGAAAUUAUUAACAAAAAACAGUGAAAAGAAAGUGUCUUUUAAAGGUGACUUAUUGCAGAGGUAAGCAUGAUCAUUUUAUCAUCUUGUAUGCUCUUUAUCAUUAAGCAUUUUGUUCUGCUUAGUUGCAUCUUUUACAUCAGGGACUUGAUCCUGUUACACAUGAAGUUGAGUUUAAGAGACACUGUCACUUGUGUGUUUGAGUGUUUGACUUGAAUCCUAGUGUCUUAUAAGUAGUUUAUUUUCAUUGAGUUUUUUGUAUUGUAAUGUAACACUGCACUAAAUAAAUUAGACCUAUUGUUUGUUGAAACUUAUAUUCCAGAAAAUUUUAAGUGAACACUUCAAAUUGUUUUUCAUAUUGUUUGCAGUGAUGAUGAGGGUGAAGAACUACCUAGUCCUGCAAAGAAGAAAAAGGAAAACAAGUCAUCAUUUGAACUCAAACAAGAGCAGGUGAGUCGGACUGCAAUCUACUUUAAAAAUAUAUGUAUUGUUUUUUCUUUUACCAACUUGCAUCCACUGCAGUAGUCAUGUAACACAGUGCUCUUCUCAGUUUUUCCAGUGUGAUGGUCAAGAAGGAAUUUCUCCACAUUUCAAAGGACCACUGCCUAAUUUAUUUAUUGUUUGUCGUUUUUGGAGCUCCUGAAAUGUCAUAUCAUCAUGAUAAACAUAUUUAUUUUCUGUUUAAAAAAAUAUUAAACUUGUACGUUAUCUUAUAAAUAAAGAAAACCAAAGCUUGCAGGUGCUUAUUCCAGUUGCUUAAUCGGACAUACUAUUUCCUAUGUAUAGCUGCAAGCUAAGGCAAGAGAGAUGGAAGAACUUAGUUUGAAAGAGGCCUCAUGGGAAUUGAUGGGUGAAGCCACAGCAUCAAAGCGUCCAGAAAAUAGCUUACUAGAAACUGUUUUAGAUUUUCAACAUACUACCAGAGCAGGUAGGGGAAUGAUGAUUCCAGCUAAACAAACACCUCUAAUAUUAAUAAAUUAACAUUAAAUUAAGUUUUGGCUUGCCAUUAUCUAGUUUAUUAAUUUUUUUUUCUUCUUUACUGAUGAGAGUUUUCUUAACUUCAGUUUAGAAAGAUUUAUCAGCAUAUUGCAGGAUGGAAAUUUUGAUUGUAUUUGAACAUUUUCCAGCUCCUGUCAUAACAGACGACACAACCAAGUCACUAGAGGACUACAUAAAACAGAGAAUUAAGGAUAAGGUAUUAAUUUUGCCAGUCUUACUUUAAAGUACCUUGAAUUUAAUGUUAGAAUUAGACUUAUUCGAUAACAUUUAUCACUUUGUUUAACGCUUCAUUUCACUUCACCUCAUGAUAGAUUUGCCUUGAAUGACACUUGGAUAACACAAAGUUAAUACAUUUGUGAUAUGAACAAAAUCUUUCUGUUUCUACACUUGAUAUAUAUGGAUAAUUCCUUAAUAAAUCAAUUUUCAAAGACAUUUGAUGCACACAAAGUUAACAUACUUGUGAUAUGAACAAAAUCUUUUUUUGUUUCUAUACUUGAGAUAUAUAGAUAUUUCCUUAGUAAAUCAAUUUUCAAAGACGUUUGAUGCACACAAAGUUAACAUAUUUGUGAUAUGAACAAAAUCUUUUUGUUUCUACAUUUGAAAUAUAUCGAUAUUUUCAUAAUAAAUCAAUUUUCAAAGACAUUUGAUGACGUAGAGAGAAAAAACAAACCAAAAGAGGACGUGUUUGAAUUCAAAAAAAGGAUUGUGCUGGAUCAAGAGAAGAGCAAGAUGAGCUUGGGGGAGUUGUAUGAGCAAGAGUUUGUCAAGAAACAACAGGUGACUCUCUAAAGAUCAAUAAUUAUUAUUAUUAAUCUCUAUAUCGGCCAUUUUAGAAAAACAGUGGAUGGUACUUUUGAUCAGUUGAAAUUAUGCAGUACAAAGAGCAGUUACAAAUAUUUAAACAUGGCUUUUAGAUACCUGUUAUGUUUCCCAACAAUAGGAUUUUAUGAUUUAUUAAAAAACUUGACAUUUUAAACUGCCAUAAAAAUACAUUAUUUAUAGUUUCAUAAUCAUUGUUAAUUAUUUUAUAUACAAAAUUGUUUAUCAAAGACAAAAUAAGUUAGCAUAAAUAAUUUCAUGUGCAGAAUUUUAUAUUCUUAUUUAGCUACCACAAAACAAAAAAGGAGGGGGGAGAGGAAAGGGAUUUAAAGAAAAUAUAAUUAAAGGACCAAAUUUUUGUACCGUAUUAAUUAAGCUCAAAAGCAGGAAAUCUUUUUUGUCCACUCAAGGGUGUACUGUUAUUUAAUUCAAACUAUUUUCAAUGGAAAUGAUGUAAAUUAUUUUACCUCCUAAAAAUUUGUAAAUGGAAGUAAAGCCAUAUCUCUUUUAUUUGACAGCGGUUUAAGGACAUAGGUUUGCAACAAUGGUCAAAGAGAAACCACAUAAUUUGGAUCUUGAUCAGUUUUUUGUUGGGUACUUAAAUAAAAGAUUGUGGAGAUGUUUCAAAAUGCUUGAGCCAAUGACUCCAUGUUUUUAAUUUCAUAGAUGACUUAAUUUUUUUUUUUUAUUUAAAAUUCCCACACAAUGUUUUUGAUUCUUUUAAAAAGAAACACUUGUGUUUUUUGUUUUUUUUGACAUUGCACUCAGAUAAUAAGAAGAAAAAAAGUAACAAAAAUUGGUCAAUUUAUCAUAAAUAGAUUUACAAGAGUACAUGCAUGUUUCUUUGUGUUUCUAGAGUACAUCUAUCAAUUAUCAUCAAGCUAAGCUAUCUCUGACUAAUGCUGCAACUUUUUAUAAAUAACCAAAUUGCACAUGACAUGCCAGUCAAUUCACUUUGCUGCUGGAUGGUUUAAAUAAUAAAUAUAAUCUAAAUUAAGUGUGUGUAUUUAUACAGUAGUUUAAAAUAAUAGAUUUAUAAUUUUCGCAAAAGUUUCUUUUAAGUUAGUAUUUUCUUAUGCAGUAAUUCUAAAUAUGUAUUUCCUAUGUUUUGUUCCCCAACCUUUGCAGCAAGAGAAAGAUGAGGUUACGGCUGACCCAGAGUGUGAUAAAAUAGAGAAGGAGCUGAAUAAGUUGUUUCACCAGCUGGAUGCUCUCAGUAAUUUCAGAUACACCCCAAUGAAGGUUGGUUAGUAGCUGUCUUGAUAUAAAGACAUGGUAUUUAGUUAUCACUUUAUUUGUUUCAUGUUCAUGUGUGGUGAGUAAAUUUUAAAUACUAUUCAAUUUAAUUUUUUUAUCAGCCUGGAACUGAAGUUAAAAUAAUUGUUAAUACACCUGCAAUUACCAUGGAAGAGGUAGCACCUGUUGCAACAGCAGACUCAGAACUUCUUGCCCCUGAGGAAAUUCGCGUAAGUUAAGCAUGUUUGUGUACCGUACUUCAUGUCAAUGUGUGAGAAUUCCUGGGAGUCUGUUUUGUACCAGGCGGACUAUAAGCGUAGUGAUACUAAAGGCAAAGGGGGCACUACGUUAGCAGUUAGCAGUCAGUAAAGCGGGGAAGUCGGACGCAGACCUUACUGGUGUUGGGUGGGUAGUGUUGCCAGAGAUCCCCCUUAGUAUGUUUGGUUUUUGGCUAAGCCUGUUAGUGGAACCCACAUUACUAAUGGGAGAUUACUUAAGAUUAAAUUGUAGUGGAAUAAAAGUUCAUAAUUAAUAAUUAAUAACAGGAAAAACUCUUGUAUCAAGUCUUUGUGUACAGUGUGAACAUUAUACCCUAGACAACCGAGUCAUGCGAACCAAUUCGUGACACUUCAUUAUCAGCUAAUUAAAACAUUUGUUACAAAGCUUUCAAUAGCUUAUAUUUUUUUACAACUAGGUUUUAAAAAGCUUUUAUUAUUUUUCUCAAAUUUUCAGUUUAAUCAGUUUAGUGAUGUUUUGGUUUUUAAAAUAUAUAAAGGGUUUAGGAUUCUUUGUGAAAAAUAAAACAUUAUAUUUUAAAGCGCCCCAUUACCACAAUAUUUUAUACACAAUUUUUAAAGUCCUCCAUCUAUUGUUAUAAAUGUUUGUUACUGCUACCAUCCAGUUCAACAUACUUUCUAAAGAUAUUUUGCUCCUUUACAAAUAUCAUUGAAACAGGAGGCAAUAUCACAUCCCAGGACUUUAAUAACAUAUAUUUUAAACCAGGCCUGCACAAUAUACGUGCACGCCACGUUUGCCCGCUGGCACCCACUUUGUGGCCCUUGAAGUAACAAAAUAUUCUUUUUAAUUAUCAUUUUCUUAAUAGCUUUCUCUGCUGUCCUAUUUUCUUUCAGCCCCCUAAAGUUUUUCAUAAAGUAUUACGCCCAUCUUACAUUUGUGCAGGCCUGUUUUAAAUCAUUGAUUAGAUCACUUUGUGCAACUAAUGUAUCAUCAUUGACCACAGUACAAAAAUACACGUUUACUGAACAGAGGCUGCAUCAUUGAAGUACACAUUUGUUUGUUUUUGCAUUGAGAUAAUAGCCUUCACUGUUGUAGUUUAAUUGACCAAUUUAAAAUCAAACAGGUUUUGGACUUGGAAAUAAAUGAGUCAAAAUUUAUUUUAAGAUAAGUUAAGAUAGAAUUCUUUAUUGAUUCAAAUAAAUGGAUUUUAAAAAAAAUUGCAUUGUGCAUAUACAUUUUCAGCACAUAAAUAAAUACAUAUUUAAACCAAGACAACAUUUUACAAUUACAACAAAUUUAACACAAGACAUUUAACAGGUUUCUCUAGUGUAGAAAUCAGCCCUAAUGAACCCUUAAGUGACAAUAAUGACUUCAUUGGUGAUCAUUUAGAUUUGGUGUAAACGCAUGUUUGAUAAUAUUCCAGUUAUUGAGGGUGAUUAUUUGUUUUCUUGUACAGGAAAAGCAAAGAGGUGAUCUUAAGGCGGUCGAUGAGAAGUCGUCUACAGAUAAGAAGAGGGACAGAAGACAUAAGAAGCAAGAAAAGAGAGAAAGAAAGAAAGCCAAGGAGGCUCGGGAGAAAGUGGUGGAGAAAUUAAAGCCAGGACUUGGUAACAAAUACAGCAAAGCCAAGGCUUUGAAACAGCUUGAACAGAUUAGCAAAUCAGACAAGAACGUCACAGUGAUUAAGGUAAGAUUAAAUUGACAGCAAUGAGCGUCAGAUUUAGAAAAAUAUCAAUUAACUUUCCUCAGUGUAAUAAAUAUAAUUUUUAGGCAAUAAUAUGAUCCAUUUAGUGUAACUUGAAAUCUCAUUCCUAUCAGUUGCUUCUCAGUGCAUCAUUGUAGGUCCUGAAAAAAUCCUAUUUUUUUAAUUUUACCCCAGCAAGAAAAAUCACAAAUCCAAGAAGCCUCUAGCGGUGUGAUUCCUGAUGAUUUAUAAUUGAGAAAAAGAAAGAAUUUUUUUUUUUAUUUUAUAUUUUUAUCUUUUUGUCAUUAUUCUCUUGGUCAUUGGUGUAAUAUGUUGACUAAUUAAAUUGGAGUUGGACUGCGAAAAAAGCUUUUAAGCUUUGAAUUAAAUUUAAUUGGACUGUUUCAUUUACACAAAUUGUUUGUGUCUUAUAAUUUUAUAUACAUUAUUGUAACACUUUCUUAAAUUAAAAUUAAUUUAUCUUAAAAUCUGAGUUUCGUCCCUUGGUAUAGGACUUUGGAAUGACUAAGUCUGGCGGCAGCUUUUGGGAUUAUAAAAUACUAAUCAAAUUCACAUUUGGAAUACAAUCCAUAUCAGAAGUACAAUGCACAUUUCUCUCAGCACCUUAGAAUAUUUUAGAAAUGGUUUAACUAAAACCAGGUGAUUAUUACAUAAUUACAAACAUGUAGAGAAAUGUGCAGUGUCUUGAGAUCACACAUGGCAAAAAGUUUUUAUUGGUUGUAAAAAAAAAAAAAAAAAAAAAACUGUUUGAAAAAAAAACCCUUUAUGUUUUUUUUUUGGGGGGGGGGGGGAGUAAUUCUUCUGCCAAACUUAGAAUCACAACAUUUUCACAAUAUCAGGAUUGUGGUCUAUGUUGAAAUGUUGGUUUCCUUUCCAGACAUAUCUCCUGAUGUUUCACUGUCCCUGUCAAUCCGUGUCAAUGUUUAAAUGUUGUCUGCCUUUCCAUACAUGCUGUCUGUUUCACUGUCCCUGUCAAUGUUUAAAAGUUGGCUCCCUUUGCAUACAUAAUGCCUGUUUCACUGUCCCUUUCAAUCCGUGUCAGUGUUCAUUUUAAAAUAGUAUUUUCAUUUCCUAUAAACAGUGAUUGCUUUCAAAUACUGCGGAAGUCUCAUAAUUUUUUUGUUGCAUUCAACAUUAAGCUUGUGUUAAGUUUAAGCAUAAAAAAUGCUAAUAUAAAAUAUACCAACUCUGUGAACUCUGCUUGUGUACAGAUAAUAAAUGAUGCAUUCAGGUUCAUUGCACUAAGAUAUGCUAUAGUCCUUAUGUUUCCAUUUCUAAAUGACCAGUUUUUUUUUACAAAUAUUUUUUUUUUUAACAGGGUGAACACAGAAAACUAGCAUCCACGUCUUUCUUCACACAACUUCAAGAAGAGGUGCAGACGAAUGCCAGAGCAAAGAAAGGGGCUAAGGAAAAGACCAAAAAGAUUGUAGAUGCCAGCAAGCUGAUGUUAUAGGAUUUAAAAUUAAUAGGGACAUAAUAAAUAUAUACUUUGUUUAUUAAAAAUGUGUUUGACAUGUGUUCAAGUUUUUUUAUAAUAUUGAAUAGCUGAACAGUUUAUGCCAGCCAAUGGGAUGAAUUGUACACAGGCAUUACACUAUUUAUGGAAUUCAAUUCUUGUGUUUAAUAAAGUCUGAU